This is a messenger RNA of Castor canadensis (American beaver), 611 nucleotides long. NCBI's taxonomy places the organism in Eukaryota, Metazoa, Chordata, Mammalia, Rodentia, Castoridae. The record is from RefSeq and is a predicted model, not a curated record.
CUAGUUCUCAGAUGGAUUUAAGCAUUCAGGUAACUGAUGACGAUGUUAAUGAAAUAAUUCAAAUAGAUGGAACUGGUGAUACAUCUUCCAAUGAAGAAGUAGGAAGUAUAAGAGAUGUAGAUGAGAAUGAAUUUCUAGGGAUUAUUGACACAGGAGAUAUAAAGGUGCUUGAAGAAGAAGCUGACAGUGUAUCAAAUGAAGAUUCAAAUGCAAACAGUAGUGAUAAUGACGACCCUCAAGUGGAUAUUGUGGAAGAGGAUCCUUUAAAUUCAGGAGAUGAUGUUAGUGAGCAGGAUGUGCCAGACCUGUUUGACACGGAUAAUGUAAUUGUCUGUCAGUAUGAUAAGAUUCAUCGAAGCAAGAACAGAUGGAAAUUCUAUUUGAAAGAUGGUAUUAUGUGCUUUGGAGGGAGAGACUAUGUAUUUGCAAAAGCCAUUGGUGAUGCAGAGUGGUAAACUUAUAAGCUCAGUAUGUCAGUUUUGUAGACAUCAGUGGGAAUAAAGUGCAUAUUGUGAAACUUACUUUAAAUAUAAUCCUUCACUGAGCUGCACAGAUUUUUAAGUUCACUAUAUGGAAUUUAAUAAAAUUUAAUUCUUAUGCAGAUACAAGUA